Diversispora eburnea is the source of this 355-nucleotide messenger RNA. NCBI's taxonomy places the organism in Eukaryota, Fungi, Glomeromycota, Glomeromycetes, Diversisporales, Diversisporaceae. The record is from the annotation of a GenBank genome assembly.
AUGAUGUUUGCUGAGAAGAUCCCUGUUCAUCUUAUUUUAGCUAGCAUGUGCUUCGCUAUAUAUGUCAUUAGACAACAAAUUACUGUGGACCUCAAUGCGCGUGUGGAAAGAUUAACUGCAGAUUUUAUAUCGCGAGAUGCCACAUUUAUUAUCGAAGGGCAGAGAAUCAUGACGAUGGUAACCACUGUGAUUGAAACUAUUAAUGGAAUUACCGCCAAUUAUGAAUCUCUUCGUGACCAGUUGGAUCAUUUAACUGAAACGGGUUCCAUAAUCCCAUUAAUAUCUGAACAAUUUAAUACCCCGCCUUCAUCUAAUUCUUCCCGAAGAUCUUCUCACGCUUCUUCCAGUGGCUCAA